AUGAACAAUUUGACUAAAGCCAUAUUGAAUGGAGAUUUUGAUGAAUCUUCAUCACUUGAUGAUGAUAUCAUCAUGAUGCAACUGUUCACAGCGCAACAACAAAGAAUACAAAUAUUAAGCCUAAACCAACAAACUAGACGUAUUGGUUCCAUAAGUGGUCGUCGAUACAUUAAUUGUGAGAGGAUCAAAGGUGAUGAACAAAUUUAUAGAGAUUAUUUUGCAGAUAAUCCUGUGAAUGAGUACUUCAUCCAAACCCGUGAUGCCACUAGUGCUCCUGGAUUAUUCGGUGUACAGAAGAUGACUGCAGUACUUCGGACCUUGCAAUACGGCGUGCCUGCUGAUGCUAUAGACGAGUACAUUAGAAUCGACAAAAGUACUGCAAUUGCAGCCUUGAAUUUUUUUACUAGAUCAAUUGUUGCUACCUAUGAAGUUGUUUACUUAAGAUCCCCAAAUGAAGUAGAUGUCGCCAGAUUAUUGCAAAAGGGAGAGCAACGUGGAUUUCCUAGAAUGUUACAGAGUUUGGAUUACAAGUCGUCUUUAUUUGUUGAAUUAACUAGAGGACGUGCCCCUGCUGCCAACUACACCAUCAAUAAUCACGCGUACGCCAUGAGCUUUCCUACCCAUAGGCGUUCUACCCCUUGCAGAGACACUGCCCUCAUCAACAGUUGGAUUAUUACCAACACUUGGACUGUUAUCGUCUUCAAGAGAAAUGCAGUUAUCCAUAGGGGAAUCGGGGGCUGA
Molecule: messenger RNA, 741 nt
Organism: Camellia sinensis
Lineage: Eukaryota; Viridiplantae; Streptophyta; Magnoliopsida; Ericales; Theaceae
Source: RefSeq, a predicted model, not a curated record